AUGGUGAUGCCCCAGGCAAACGACCAGCAGCUGGGCGGCCAUGCCGUGUGCGCCGUCGGGUACGAUGACUUCCAGCAGUGCUUCAUCGUCCGCAACUCCUGGGGAGAGGAGUGGGGUGACAAGGGCUACUUCUACAUGCCCUACGAGUACAUGUGCAACCCCGCCCUCGCCUCUGACUUCUGGGCCAUCAACUGGGUCGAGGGCUUCAAGAACGCCGCGACGAAAGAUUUCAAGCUGAGCAAGUGA
Molecule: messenger RNA, 246 nt
Organism: Symbiodinium necroappetens
Lineage: Eukaryota; Dinophyceae; Suessiales; Symbiodiniaceae
Source: the annotation of a GenBank genome assembly